AUGUUUGUAUUUCGAUGGUAUAGCAAGCAUUUGAAACAACGACCAAUGCUUACACAGGCAUUGACUACUGGAGUACUUUUUGGAACAGGAGAUGUGAUAGCGCAGGUUGGAGUAGAACAGACUCCACUCGAGUUGGUUGAUUUGCUCCGUGUCGCUCGCCAAACAGCGUUUGGAACAACCAUUUGUGGUCCAGCCAUGGUUAAAUGGUAUGGCUUACUCAACCGUCGCAUUCGUCUCGUUAACCCCUUCCAAGCUCUUCUGGCCAGAGUCUCUCUGGACCAACUGCUUUUUGCUCCGACAUUUAUCGGUAUCUUUUUUGCUGCAACUGGAAUCAUGGAAAAUCGUACCAUGGAUGAGAUCAAAGCCAAGCUGGUCAAGGGAUAUCCAGAUGCGCUUAUAGGAAACUAUCAGCUGUGGCCUGCUGUCCAGUUGAUCAACUUUUAUGUUGUUCCUGUCCAUCAUCAGGCACUGUUUGUCAAUGUCAUUGCAUUGGGAUGGAAUACUUAUUUGUCAGUACUAAAUCGACGUAGUGGACUAAGUGCUGAGAAUAUUGUGGUUAUCCCAAAAUAG
This is a messenger RNA of Batrachochytrium dendrobatidis JAM81, 570 nucleotides long. RefSeq lists its product as uncharacterized. NCBI's taxonomy places the organism in Eukaryota, Fungi, Chytridiomycota, Chytridiomycetes, Rhizophydiales. The record is from RefSeq and is a predicted model, not a curated record. Gene Ontology annotation, cellular component: membrane; cytoplasm. Bases 1 to 570 code for a protein of 189 amino acids. The transcript is spliced from 2 exons.